AUGGAGGAGGAAAAACUUAUUCGUAAGAAGAAGAAAGCCCUGAAUGGUAGCAAUAGACGUGCUUACGCUGAAGCCUGUAAUGAUUUAGCAACGUAUUAUUAUAAACAAACUAGAUAUAGUGAUGCUUUGGAUGAGUACAAAAAUGAAGCAGCCGUGUGUAAAGAGAUGGGCCUUAGAAUGGAGUGGGGAGGAUGCAAUAGGAUGAUAGGGGAGAUGUACAUGCUAUUAGCAGAGUUUGAUAAAGCUCUUAAGUAUGAAGAACGACACUUAGCUGUUGCUAAGGAACUAAAUAACUUAGUGGAAGAACAGAGGGCGAUGGCAACAUUGGGACGAAUAUACCUUCUACAAGGACAAAGCACAUCUGACCAUGAGGAAUCCAAAAGAUCUUUAACUGAAGCAGAAAAGGCUUUUCUAAGGAGUCUUGUAUUAUGUGAAAAGCUAAAUGGAAAGAUAAACAAAUCUGAACUAAUGGACAUGAGGGCUCGCCUCUUAUUAAACAUAGGAGUUGUACAAGAGCAACUUGGCAAUUUGGACAAGGCAGUCGACUGCAUCAACAAAGCUAUAACUAUAUGCUCUAAUCAAGAUUUGUAUGAAGUUCUACACAAUUGUUACACAACACAAGCCUUAUUGUACUGUAAUAAGAUGAAAGAUUAUCCAAAAGCACUGAGCUGUUUAAAUAAGGCUUUAGAGGUUGCAGGUAGAUUGGAUGAUAAGGUUCUCAAAGUAUGUGAGACUCUUUCAACAAAAGCAGAUAUUUUAUGCAAAAUGUCAGACUAUCACAGCGCUAAGCAAGUCCUAUACAAAGCUUGGAAAUUAAAAACACCAGAUGAAGAGGAAAGGGAAAAUAUUGAGAGUAAUUUAAAAGUUGUUGCCGCAAUGUGUUACACAGAAGACCUAAUAAUAUCAACCGAUCCAUCUGACUAUCCGACGUUCAAGAAAUUGUAUGAAAAACUUGGAGACGGCGCGUGUCACUUGAAGAACUAUUCAGCGGCUGUUGAAUAUUAUUUAAAAAUGUUAGACCAUGCUGAGCUAGCUGGCGAUUGUGGGAAGACAUUAAUACCGAUUUACGUCAGCCUCUAUCAAACUUACAAAGACAUGGGCCGUUACAAUGAAGCCCUCCAGUAUUACUAUAAAGAGUACGAACUCAUAAAAGAUGUUCCCAAAGAAGCAUUUACCACUUUGUACAAUAUAGCUGAAGUCGCUUACCUGGCUAAAAAACCCUACGAACAAAUUGAGAAGGCGUGUCUGGAAGCUAGAGACGCUGCUAGAGAAUGGAACAAAAAGAAGUACGAAAUACGGAUUUUGAAAAGCCUAUUGAAAUACCAAGAAGAAUAUUUGGAACUCGAUAAAAUGGAGGACACUAAGAGUGAACUCCAAGCCCUCGGUUACGACAUUUCAGAUAAUUUAGAGGUCUCCGAAGACGAAAUGAGCUCAGGUGGCAACGGUGACGAAGAUACACCACAAAUUGGAGAUGACAUUUGUCUAGACGAUCUAACAGAUCUAUCAGACACAAACGAAGAAGAUGCUGUGGAAACAAAGCGGGAGACUCGACGUAGAGGAAAAGGCUUUACCAUCAAGAAGAAUAUGAAAGGCGAAACUCAGUUACAUGUUGCAAGUAUAUCAGGAAAUAAGCUGCUGGUAGAACGGCUUCUAGCUCAGGGUCACCCUGUGAAUAUUCGCGAUAAUGCUGGCUGGCUUCCGCUACACGAAGCUUGUAUACAUGGGCAUGUUGAAGUUGCUAAUUUGCUGAUUAAUCAUGGCGCCAAUGUUAACGAUAGGGGUGGAGCCAAUUGUGACGGUAUCACACCACUUUAUGACGCCGCGAGUAACGGACAUUUAGAAGUUGUACAACUACUCCUUGAGAAAGGCGCUAUACCAACACUCAAGACAGAUUUUGGCGAAACCCCGUCGCAGGUUUUACAAAAAUGGCGAACAGGCACCAUCCUUACAAAGGACGAAGAAAUACUUUACAAUAACAUUUGUAAUAAAAUAAACAAUGUGCUAGAUAAAACUAGCGAAAUCCUAAACAGAUCUAAAUCCAAAACGCCUGUUAAAACCAUACAAGAAAAAACGCCACCGAGUACAUCUAAAAUGACUAGUAAAAUCAAAGAUUUGGAUAGUCCAAGAUUCAAAAGAAGGAAUAUUAUAGAUGACGAUAGUGAUACAGAAAUCAAUUUAUCACAAAAUGUAAGAAAUCAAACUGCAUUCUCAGACGAUUCUAAUUCGGAUGAUGAAAUCGAACAAAAUGAUAAAGUAUCUGGUGUUAAGGAAUAUAGAAAUGCCAUAUCUGCUUUAAGAAAUAGGGUAACUGAUUUACCAUCAGUAGGUGUUAAGAAUAAGCAAAAAUCAGCACUCCUAGAUGCCGCUGAAGUUGACGAUGACUGGUUAGAUGAUGAUCUAGGAAUUAUAAACAAAAACAAAAAGAGAAAACUAAGUGAUCCAUUAGCAACUAUACCAAUGAAAUCAGUAAUAGACACUGUCAAGUCGAGUAUUGAUGAAAUAAACAAAAUAGAACUUACAAGUACUAAUAAAAAUAAAAAACCAAAAUUGAACGAAGUCGUGGAUAUUAGUGAGAACAGCUCUGAUUCAGAUCAAUUUGUACGCGAUGAGAAUGUGAAUCCAAAAAACGCGGACAUCAUGAGAAAUCUGUUAAAAGAUUUCAAUAAUAAACCUAAAGACACUAGAGAUAGUAUGAAGAAGCGCUGGAAACGACAGAGCACGUUAUUGAAGGCGGGAUUUCAAAGGAAACGAAACGAUUCCAGUAACAGCGGCAGCGACACGGAAUUCGAUAGGCACUCUAGAAGAUCAUCCACACCUUUAGCGUUCACAAGAAAAUCUUCUAAUGAAAAUUUCGCGUCCAACGACGGUUUUAAUUUCAUUCAAAACGUUAAUCCCAAUAUAGUACAACCGAUGAAUGUGAUACAACCGAUUAAGAUCGUUCAGCCGAGUAAAAACGGCAAACCCAUGCAGAUUUUGCCGCCGGCGGCUGUCAAAGUGAAAGUGGAGGAUAAAGUAUUCUUGAUUUCGUUAAAACUGGACACUAUUAACAAAUUGACGAUUAGCUGGUUAGUGGAAGAAGUCAAAUCGCGUUAUUAUAAACUAACAGGCGUCCGCCCAGUAUUCAGUUUGAUGACGUCAGAUGGCGCUAUUUUAUGCGAAGACGACCCUCUUAGUCUAGUUUUGUCAUCACCAGAACUUAACACUUGUAUUAGUAACUGGAAAGCUUCCCCCGCUGAAGAAAGAUAUUUGGAAUGCUGUGAUGCUCUAGGAGUCUCACCUUCUGAAGAAAUACAACAAGCCGUUGGAAGGAGUCAUACAACGAGGCGAUUAGCUCUCGGUUCACAAACCUUACCCCCAUCACAAAUAAGGCCUCUUUUCAGAGCGCUUACCCACCAGAACCACAUCACAGCUAUCAUGAUACCGAAUAACAAAAUAAACAAUGAGUCCAUUAAAUAUUUGACAGACAGCAUAUCAACGAUGAAGCACUUGACCCUUCUGGAUCUUAGCAGGAAUAAUAUAAGCUGUGACGGUGUAAGGUUUUUACUAAAUUCCUUCGAGAAAUCUAACCGAACCUGUAAUUCUAUAGAAGACAUAGAUCUGAGCCACAAUCCCAUUUCUGAUGAUGGAUUCAAAUGUCUUCUUAAGCUUAGCAAGUAUUUAAGGCUAAAAUCGUUAAGAGUCAACAACUGUGAUAUUACAGAGAACGCGUUUCAAGAUGUCAGUACGUCACAAAUCAAUUUUGAUACAUUAGAAGUUUUAGAUAUUAGUCAUAAUGAAUUAAAAAUAGUAGUGAUUAGUAAUUUGAUGACAAUUCUUAAUCCAAAUGUGAUGGUUGAUUUGAUAUUGGAUAAUGUGUGUGUGGAAGGGAAUGUAGUGGGGUGUUUAGCUAGCUUUAUGGAUACGGCUAAGGAAUUGAAAUUGAGGCGGUUCAGUCUAUCCGCUUGCAAGUUGGCAGAUGGACAGUUUAUGAGGAUUUUUAGAUGUCUCGGCAGAGCCAAGAACCUACAAAGUGUCACAUUGAAAGACAACCUCCUCACAUUCAUAACUCUUAAGAAAUUACUCCAGCGGCAACCGCCCGUCCCACAGAUCAACCUCGAGGGCUGUCAAGACAUAUUUAAGUAUUCACCAGACUCCGAUUUUCAAGUAUGGCUACCGGCUAUAGAUUUCGGUAGAUGUAUCCCAGAAAUAAAUGUCACACCAGUCUCAAAGUCUGAUGAGGAACGGGAAAGCUUUAAAUUAUUCUCCAAAACAUGGCUAAACUGUUUUAAAGGGCGCGGUGUUAUUGAACAUGGUGAUGGCGGUGUAAUAAAAUUCACAGCUAGGUGA
This is a messenger RNA of Leptosia nina, 4326 nucleotides long. The record is from the annotation of a GenBank genome assembly. Lineage: Eukaryota; Metazoa; Arthropoda; Insecta; Lepidoptera; Pieridae.